AUGGACCUUCAAAAAUUAAUUAGAGAAAGGUCUCAGCUCCGACGUAUUUUUAAUAGACACACGGCGACCGAAGAAAAAUUUACAAACGUCGAUGUCGAAUUUUUGGAAGCUAAAUUUAAAGCAAUUAUAAGUUUGGAUCAUAAAAUUCAAGAAAUUUUGUUGCAAGACGUCAACUAUGACGAAGAAAUAGUAACAAAAGAAUUCGACGAUUGUCAAGAAAUUGAAAAAAAAUGGCUGGAAAUAAAAUUUAAUAGACCAGGCCUGAACAAACAAGAAUGCACACAAAUGCAAUUUCACUUACCCAAAAUGGAUAUGAGAAAAUUUGACGACAAUCCAAAGUCCUGGAUUCCGUUUUGGACACAGUAUGAGAAAAUUCAUUUAGAUGCAAGAAUACAGAAUGAAGAAAAAUUUACAUAUCUACUAAGUUGCAUGGCGGAACAUUCGAAGGCGAGAACGUUGGUGGAGAGCUACCCGCCUACAAAGAAUAAUUACGAAAAGGUCAUAGACACAUUGAAGAAACGAUUCGCCAGGGAUGAAGUAUUAAUUGAGAUUUAUGUUCGCGAAAUUUUAGAUGUUGUACUUUCGAAAAAUAAUUUAGAUAUUGUUGGCAUUUUUGAUAAAAUUUCUGUAAACUUGCAAAUAUUAGAAUCAUUAGGCAUAGGUAGGGAUAAGUAUGAGUGCAUUCUGUUACCAUUAAUUGAAUCAUCGUUGCCCGAUGAUAUUUUAGUGCAAUGGGCUAAAAUUCCAACGCAGAAAGGGUCGAAACUUCAACAAUUAAUGACAUUUUUAGAAAAUGAAGUUGAGGCACAGGGCAGGUGUGACCUUGCUAAGUUUUCUUUUGAUAACAGCGUUCCAAAACAGGUUAUUCCAACGACGUCAUGUUUCACGACGAAGCAGGAGAACAAUGUAAUCAAAGAAAAAGAAGGUAAGGUGAUCAUUUGUUUUUUCUGUGAUAAAGGUCAUAACACUCUUGAGUGCAACAAGGCAGAUAAACUAUCGCUCGACGAAAAGAAGAAUGCAAUAAAGAAAAAGGGUGGAUGUUACAUAUGUUUAAAGAAAGGACAUCUCGCCAAGUAUUGUAAAGCAUUUAUUAGAUGUAUGUGUUGUAGUAAGAGGCAUUUAGUUAUCCUCUGUCCAACGCUCCACGAACAACCGAAGACGUGUGAACAGAAUUCAACAGAAAAGCAUUGCGAUAAAAAUAAGGAAGUAUACAAUAAUUUAUCAAGUAAUAACAUAACUACCUUGUUACAGACACUAGUAGUCAAAGUAUCUACUGAUAAACAAGAGAGGAAAGUAAGAAUACUUCUAGAUUCUGGUUCGCAGAGAACGUACGUAAAAAGGGAGUUGGCAGAUGAUCUUGGUCUACAGGUAACAGGUACCGAGAACCUCAGUCAUUCGCUAUUUAGUGGUGUGAAGAAACCAGCGAAGAUACAUAGAGUCUUCAAGUUUAAAGUUAGUAGUUUAGAUGAUAAGUUUCAUACUACUAUGACAGCGUUGGAACAAGAUGUGCUUUGUGGAAGUUUACCCAAAGUGCAAAACCCAAAGCUGAUAAAUAACUUGAGAAGGCAACAGAUCUGGUUAACUGACGCAGAAGAAGAUAUCAAAGAUAUAAGUAUACUAAUUGGAUCAGAUCAGUUGGGUUUAAUCAUUAAAGAAAACUUUAUACGUUUAGAUGAAAAUUUGGUAGCAAUACCGACAAAACUUGGAUGGACAUUGCAAGGGCCCAUUCAAGGUGAUUUUAGCACAUCGGUGAGGGGCAUAAGUAGAAACAAGAUGGUCUUCCAACAUCCAAAGGAGGUUUUCAGCACCAGCUGCUCCCUGGUGGGGAGGGUGGUGAGAGCGACUGAUAGGGCCAAUAAAAGACACGUUUCGAAGAAUAUUACGCAGAACAUCAGUGGUAAGAAAUGGCAAUCCUAUAGGUAUCACAACCAGGUCGGAAAACACGAUAAUUAUUAA
Molecule: messenger RNA, 1956 nt
Organism: Papilio machaon (common yellow swallowtail)
Lineage: Eukaryota; Metazoa; Arthropoda; Insecta; Lepidoptera; Papilionidae
Exons: 1
Coding region: 1-1956 (651 amino acids)
Biological process (GO): proteolysis
Molecular function (GO): zinc ion binding; aspartic-type endopeptidase activity; nucleic acid binding
Source: RefSeq, a predicted model, not a curated record